AUGGAGGGCACGGCGCAGCUUGUUUCCACCGUCGGGCUGCGGGUUGGUGAGGAGUUCGGGCAGCUCCGCCGCGUUGGUCGAGAUGUGGCUGAGCUCAGAGAUGAGCUGGCCACCAUGAAUGCCAUCCUCCGCAUGCACUCUGAAGCUGACGAGGGCGACGUGGACCACUUCGUCCGGGAGUGGAUGAAGCAGGUGCAAGAGCUCGCAUAUGAUUCGGAGGACUGCAUCCACCUCUAUAUUUUCCGGAUCAGGUGCCGGCGUAGCGACGGCCUUGUCGCCUGGUCCAAACGCGUGCUUGCCACUCUUUUUCCUCGACAUCGCCUAGCAGGCGACAUCAAGAACCUCCGCGCCCGUGCGGUUGCCAUCAGCGAGCGCCACGCUCGGUACGGCGUCAGCAGAGAAGCACUGCGCCGCUCUCCUUCUUUGGCUUUCGCCCCCACGCCGCCGGCAGCGUCCUCAUCCCCAUCUGCGCUUGGCCCUGCCAACGACCCUGGCCACCUCGUCGGCAUCAUCGAGCAGGCUAACAUCCUUGGAGAGAAGGUGAAGGCGGUAGAUGACCAAGAGAGGGACAUGAAGCUUAAGGUGUUCUCCAUCGUGGGGUUUGGAGGGGUUGGAAAGACUACGCUGGCCCUGGAGGCGUGCCGGCAGCUGGAGUCCGAGUUUCAACGCCAAGCACAAGUGUCUGUGUCCCAGAUCUUCAACGCGGAGAAGGAUAUGGAGGGGCUUCUGCAGCGCGUGAUUCAGCAGAUCGUGAAGCCAAAAGCAAAUAAUGAGGAAGGCAUCAACGUGGAGGAAUCUCCCCAGGGCAACAUGACUUUGAAAGAGCAGCUCGAGUCGACACUCCAGGACAAGAGGUACCUAAUUGUGAUCGAUGAUGUGUGGACCAUAGCAGCUUGGGAUGCAAUCCUAGCCAACUUGCCAGAGAACCACCGUGGAAGUAGAAUCCUGGUGACAACUCGGAUAGCGACAGUGGCUAAAGCAUGCAGUAAUAGAAGUGAGUAUAUCUAUCCAAUCGAGCCCCUGAAUUCAGAAGACUCCAAGAGGUUGUUCCUCAGUAGAACAUUUCCAUCCGUUGGUGCCACUUGCCCUGAUAGCUUAAAAGUUGCAAUGCAAGAUAUUUUGAGAAAAUGUGGUGGGCUUCCAUUGGCCAUUGUCAGCAUUGCCAGCUUCUUGAGAAACUAUAAUUCACCAGAUGGAAAAGAUAUGUGGGAAAGAGUUUCCAAGUCGAUUGGAUCUCACAUGGAGAGCCAACCUAGCCUUGAGAGGAUGAGGCAGAUAGUCACACUCAGCUACAACCAUUUGCCUCAUGAUAUAAGGUGUUGCAUGAUGUAUCUUAGCAUUUUCCCAGAGGAUUAUGCGGUCAACAUGCAUCGUCUGUUGCAUAAAUGGAUUGCUGAAGGAUUGGUUGCUGAGGUGCGUGGAUUGACCUUGCUGGAGGUUGCCCAAGCAUACUAUGAAGAACUUCUCAGUAGGAAUAUGAUUGUUCAGGCAGCAGAGGAAGUUAGAAACGAGGUUAGCAGGGAGACGUGCCGAGUGCACGACAUGGUGCUUGAGGUCAUGGUGUCUAAAUCACUAGAGGCCAACUUUGUUAGCCUGAUAGGUGGGCCGUACGAAGGGAUGGCAUAUGAUAAGAUUCGUCGUCUCUCCAUCCAUGGUGAAGAAGAGGAAUCUGUGGACUUGACAUCCAAGAAAAAGGGUGUGAGGAAUAUAGAGAUGGAGGUAAAACAUGUCCGAUCACUGAGCAUGUUCAAUAACCAAGGGCACCACCUGCUUGAUAGACUGGGUGAAUUCACCCUACUAAGGGUACUUGACCUGGAUCACUGCAAGGGCCUACAGAACAAGCAUAUGGGAGAUAUUUGCCGGUUGUACCUUCUUAGGUACUUGAGCAUGAGGGAAACAAAUGUCAGUGUGAUGCCUCCGGAAAUUGGUAAGCUGGAGCAAUUACUGACACUUGACGCGCGUGGCACGCUCCUUGAAGGCCUUCCAGAAACUGUGAUCAAGUUGCUUAAACUUGAGCGCCUGUUUUUCAGCAGCAUCUGUGUCUGGGAAGUUCUGUGGACGCCGCCCAGGGGUGUCUCAAAAAUGAAGGCUCUGCGCGAGGUGAUUAAAAUUGGCAUCUCAGACGACAUUGAGGUUGUUAAAGAGAUUGGUAAACUGCAACAGAUGCAGCUGAUACACAUCUUCGUGAAAAGGAGCGUACCUAGUGAGGAGGUCCUUCGGGAGCUUGCCGUCUCUCUGAGCAAGAUAUACUCUAUGCGGUCACUCAACAUUGGGCAGAUAGGUAACACGGCUAAUACAUUGGACUUUCUACAUUACGUCUCGCCGCCACGGCUCAUUCGUAAGAUAUGGAUUUCUGGCAGCAUGGGUGGAUUGCCGUCCUGGAUCGGGUCACUCACAUAUCUUGAAGAGAUCGAGCUUUUGUGCGCAUUCCUUGUUGAUGACCAACUAUUCGAAAUUCUGUGCGAGUCCCCCAACCUGAAGAGCAUCAUUUUGCAUCGUAAUUUCUGGACUCGAAGGGAGCUUGUUGCACGGACCGCACACAAGUUUAUGGCGCUCAGAAGCUUGCAUGUGUCCCUUGCUGAUGAAUUUCCCGAAGUUCUGCGAUUCGAGCAAGGAGCCAUGACAAGCCUAGAGAGUCUUUCUCUGCAUAUAGGUGAUAAUAACAACAACUUUGACGGCAUCGAGCACUUAACAAACCUCAAAGAGGUGCACCUCUCUGGUGGUAGAGACUACUCUGCAAUGAAGCUUGCCCUCGACAUGCUAAAAGCGGAGAAUGAGAGGCGGCACUCCGAAGUGUUCAAGAUCACAGUGAGAUAUUAAUCGCUCGCUUUUCUCACUCUGCUUGCUGCAAAUCUGUCGAUUACCCAUUAGUUUAUCUGUUUUAGUAGACUUGUGGCUGAAGACCCUUUUGUUGUGGUUGUUUGUCAAGUUGUAGUGGCGCGUGAUGCCAGCAGUUUGAACU
Triticum aestivum (bread wheat) is the source of this 2962-nucleotide messenger RNA. RefSeq names its product disease resistance protein Pik-2. The transcript is spliced from 2 exons. Gene Ontology annotation, biological process: defense response to other organism. The coding region runs from base 1 to 2820 and encodes 939 amino acids. NCBI's taxonomy places the organism in Eukaryota, Viridiplantae, Streptophyta, Magnoliopsida, Poales, Poaceae. The record is from RefSeq and is a predicted model, not a curated record. Gene Ontology annotation, molecular function: ADP binding.